Morone saxatilis (striped sea-bass) is the source of this 1239-nucleotide messenger RNA. It is a transcript of the gene cltrn, whose product is annotated as collectrin, amino acid transport regulator. The transcript has 6 exons. The coding region runs from base 234 to 884 and encodes 216 amino acids. NCBI's taxonomy places the organism in Eukaryota, Metazoa, Chordata, Actinopteri, Moronidae. The record is from RefSeq and is a predicted model, not a curated record.
UUUCCCUGCAGCACACACUUUACAGUUUCCAUGUUGUACAGUGAGGGAGGGCCGCCCGUCUGACAGCCAUUUUUUAAGAAGAGGAUUGUUUAGUUCAGGUGUGUCCCAGCUUAACCAUUAAACCCAAGCUUUAUCCAGUGACAUUCCUCUGCUGACCUCCUUAAAUCACUGCUCACUGGGACUGUCACAGCUUUUGCAGCAUUUAAGUGUUUUGCUUCUUGUUCUCUGGGGAAAUGUUGGAAAAGAUCCUAAUCCUGCUCUGUUUGUCAUCUGCUUUGGCAGAACAGCCCUGUAAACCAGAUGCUUCAGAUGGCUACAAAGUUCGAAUCAGCAUCAAAACUGCUCUGGGGGAUGAAGCUUAUGUUUGGAAUGAAAAUGAAAUGUUCCUUUUCCGAGCAACUCUGGCCUUUGCCAUGAGGAGUCACCUCAACGGCCAGGAAUUUAACGUGUCAAACAUUAUCGUAUGUGAUGAGACUCCCAGAGUGACCUUCUGGUUUGUGGUGACAUCACCACUGAACACGUCUGGCUUGGUUGAUAAAGGAGUUGUGGAAGAGGCUAUAAGAAAGUCCAGAAAUCGCAUCAACAGUGCCUUUCUGCUAACUGAUAAAACUCUUGAGUUUAUCGGCAUCACCCCCACCCUGGCAGCACCAGUCAACCCUGACACCCCUCCAUGGCUCAUUGUGUUUGGGGUGGUCAUGGGUGCUGUGGGUGCUGGCAUCAUUGUUGUGCUGGUGUCCCCUCUGGUCCUAAAGAAAUGCAAAAAGAACGAGGAAACGGACAAGGAUGAAGAAGAGACACGGGUGAAAGCAGUGGAAAAUGGCUCUACAAGAGAGGGGGUUUACAACAUGUCAUUCUCAGAUGAUGAGCGACUCACACAGAUGUAAAACACGUCUAUAAAAACUCUUCCGUGUACGCAAAAAGAUGGGGGAAAGGUUAUUAAGCUGCUCUAGGUGGACUUUUGUUGCACUGUAAUAUUAAAUCUGCAAAAUCAUUGUCUAAGUUGUAGUUUAUUGUACAAUUUGUCAUUGAAAGGAUUUAAUACAUGUUCAUGAUUUUCUUUGAUUAGAUUUUUUUCUUUCGGAGAUUUCACUGCUGAAUAUUUCUAUACUGUCAUUACCUGCUGACUCAAAAAGAAACAAGCACCUGCAAAUUUUUAACGUCAGUAUUUCCUUUUUCCAAAUAAAUGUAUAUAUUAUCUGUUGAUAUAUGAUUAAUACAAUUAAAGAUCUUUGUGUAAGA